Messenger RNA from Panicum virgatum (switchgrass), 1275 nucleotides. RefSeq names its product protein RAFTIN 1A-like. The transcript is spliced from 2 exons. Bases 74 to 997 code for a protein of 307 amino acids. The record is from RefSeq and is a predicted model, not a curated record. Lineage: Eukaryota; Viridiplantae; Streptophyta; Magnoliopsida; Poales; Poaceae.
AUUUAUACCAGACCAUCCGGAGCCAACAACCACGCAAUCAGAGCAUAGAGCAAGCUAAGAGCAAUACCAAAGCAUGGAUCCAUCAACGCUCCUUCUGAUUAUGGUGGUCGCCGGCGCCGGCGCGGUGCACGGCCACCCUGCCACCGACACUCCGGCGGCACAGUUCUGGGAGCAGGCCCUCCCGGGCACGACGAUGCCAGAGGCCAUUGCAGAUCUUGUCAAGAAAGGCAUUGAGCACUCGCCGCUCGUGGAGCACUACUCUGCACUCCCCAGUAUCAGUGUAUGCACACUCUUCAGCUCCGUUUGCAAUCCACGGACGGUCGCCGAGACCGGCAUCUUCUUCCACGAGGCACAGCUGCUGCCGGGCAGCGCCAUGACGCUCUCCUUCCCGGCGGAGGCCGAGGCGGCGAUCCUCCCCCACGACGUCGCCGGGAAGGUCCCCUUCGGGAGCCUCCGCGACGUCCUCAACACCUUCGACAUCCCGGCCGGCUCCGACGAGGCCGCGCAGGUGAGGGACACCCUGCGCAGGUGCCAGGAGCCACCCGUCGCCGGCGAGGUCAAGGCCUGCGCCACGUCCCUGGAGAGCACCGUGCGGAGCGCCAUGGGCAUGCUCGGCACCUUGAACGAGCAGGGCGUGUGGGCGGCCACGUCGGCGCUCCCCCGCGGCGGCCUGCCGCGUCAGACCUACGUGGUUCGGGCGGUCACCGCGCUGGAUGGCGACCGCUACGUGUCCUGCCACAGGGUGCCGUUCCCCUACGCCGUCUACCAGUGCCACGCCGCGGGGAACGGGUACAGAGCCUAUGUGGUCUCGCUCAGCGGCCUCCGUGGCGGCCCGGCGGCUUCCAUGCUGGCGUUCUGCCACGUCGACACCUCCAGCUGGAACCCGGCUCACCCGGCCUUCGAGGUGCUCAACACCCACCCCGGUGGCAUGCCGGUGUGCCACUUCAUGCCCUACGGCGACCUGGCGUUCGUCAAGAAGGCUGGAAGAGCCUAUUAGCUCACUACAUGCGCAAUCUAAGCAUUAAUAUCGACAUGAUCUUUGCUCACACCACACACUAAUCAAUUAUAUAUUGAAUAAUGACGGUGCUAGAAGAACUAGCAAUGGUGUGUGGUUCAUAAUGAAGUGUAACCGGCACUCGGCAAAGCGGCUGAAUCCGGUAGUGCCUCUAGGUUUGUUUGGAUGUUAAAUGGUGCAAGUAUCGGUGUGCAUGUAAAGCCUCUAGAUCGACUAUGGAAAUAAAUUUGUGCAGUCAAUGAUUGCAUUUUAUACAAAUA